Molecule: messenger RNA, 759 nt
Organism: Ostertagia ostertagi
Lineage: Eukaryota; Metazoa; Nematoda; Chromadorea; Rhabditida; Trichostrongylidae
Source: the annotation of a GenBank genome assembly
AUGUACGGAUGGGGAGAAAACGUUCAUCCAACACUCAAGCAUAACUUCUCCACGUACCGUACAUGGGGUAUGCUAGCAAGAGACGAACCUCCAAAUUCGGUCGGCAUAGACACGAAAAACCUCUACGGUGUACAUCCUUUUUAUAUGAUUCUCGAGCCGGACGGCAAUGCUCACGGUGUAUUAAUUUUAAACAGCAAUGCACAGGAAGUAAUAACAGCUCCGGGUCCAGUGCUGAUUUAUCGAACUAUUGGCGGUAAUUUGGACAUGUAUUUUUUCCCGGGACCAACUCCUGAAGAAGUAACCCAGCAGUAUCUGGCUCUCAUUGGAACACCUUUCCUCCCAGCAUACUGGGCGCUAGGCUAUCAAGUAGGGCACUUACAAGUUCUUCAGAACUUCUUCUUCUUUCCACUUAAUCGUGCUAUUGCGCUGCUAUUACUGAUCUUAUUUUCGAUAUCUCGGUACGGCUACAAGGAUCUAAAUGAAAUGACCGAAAUAAUAGCCAGAAAUAUGAAAGCCGGAAUUCCAUUGGAUACUGCAGUGGCCGAUAUUGACUACAUGGAGAGAUACAAGGAUUUCACUACUGGUCAGAAUUGGUCGGGAUUGUCAGACUACGUGCAGAAACUGCACAGUUGGGGAAUGCGCUCGAUUCUCAUUUUCGAUCCAGCAAUCCAAGUUGACUACGAGUCCUUCCAAAGAGGAAUUACUGCGAAAGCUCGAUUCAUAGAAUGGGAACGUGCGGACCAAGUCAUGCGGUCAAUC